UCAUUUUCAGCCACGCCCACUAACUAACUACACAUGGCUGCUUGUCUUAGCUUAUAGCUCAGUAAAAAUGCCCAGACGACACAAGCACAGAUCAAGAUCACCCAGUCCUGUCAGGAGAUCAUCAAAAAAGAAACACAAAAGUCGAAGUCGGUCUCGUUCCCAGUCACCACGGCGACAUGAUCGGAGACGUCAUGAUGAGAGCUCCGUGUCACGCAGUCCAAGUCAUGAGAGAGGUGGUCCCAGUAUGGAUGUCGACAAAGAUGAGAGGAAGAGACAGAAGGCCAUCAUGAAGGCACUGGAGACACCCAAGGAGAAACGAGAACGGAGGUUGGCAAAGAAGGAAGAGAAGUUAAGACGUCAGCGACAGAAAGAGGGAUGGGACAGUGAGUACUUAGGAUACACAAAUGCAGACAAUCCAUUUGGAGACAACCAGUUAUUAGAUAGAUUUGUAUGGGACAAGAAGAGGCGGCAGGACGUGAGUGAUUUCAAGUUGAGCAAGACGGAGGUGGAGCGGAGGGAAAAACAACGACAAGAUGAAACCAGACGAGAGCUGGAGAAGGUCAAGAAAAGGAAAGCUGAGAGAGAGAAGGAGAGGGAAGCCAGAGAAGAUGAGUCACAACUGCUCCAGCGAAUGAAAGAGGCGGAGAUGUUCAAAGAGUGGGAGGCACAAGAGGAUCAGUUUCACUUGGACCAAGCCAGACUUCGCUCAAAGAUUCGCAUUGAAACUGGCAAAGCCAAACCUAUUGACCUCCUGGCCAAGUACAUUAGCUCUACCACAGAGGAGGGAGAGGACAUUGAAGUGCAGGAGCCCUACUACCUCCUCAAGGGACUUAACAUUGUCGACCUAGAGGACCUACUGGAGGAUAUAAAGGUGUACUCAGAAAUAGAAGUUGGAGCAACCAAUAUCGACUAUUGGAAAGACAUGACCAUUGUAUGUGAAGAUGAGAUCACACAACUUAAGAAGGUGGAGGACUCUAUGGGUGUGGCAGUGGGUGUGGAUAGGGGCGGAGCUGGACGGAGGGCUGUCAUUAACCCUUCUGUCAUGACGGAGGUCAACUCUGUAUUCAAGGGAAAGAGUCAUGACCAGCUGGUGUUGUUGGAGGAUCAGAUCAACAGGAAGAUCCACGGCAGUGACCCUGGGACAGACGUGGGAUAUUGGGAGGCACUUCUCGCUCAGCUGAAGGCUCACAUGGCCAGGGCUAGACUGAAGGACAGACAUCAAGUUUUGUUGAGGAGUAGACUACAACAUCUGAAGCAACAACAAGAUGAGGGAGGGGAGGAGGCUGCUCCGUUAUUCCCUAGUGCCGUCCCCGAGGCCACACCCACUGAAGAUCCUGAACAAGACGAGACUGAGCCAGGAGAGAGCUCUCAACAGACCAGUACCGCCAUCGCUGCUGAGGAUGGAGACAACUUGAUAGAUGAACAAGAGCUGUUGGAACUGUCCUACGCUGCCUAUGAGGCUGGCAACUAUAGCCCCACCCUCCUCAAGCCGUCAGACCUGGAGGAUACUGCAGAGGUGGUGACGGCUGAGGACGACUACAGCCUACGCCAUGGUGAUCAACGUCAAGUGAUGGACGGGGGGACAUCUGUGAACGAGUACAAGGAACUCAAGAUGACACGCACAGUUGAUUCACACGGCCAGGCAGAGGAGGAGUACGACUUCAACACUGAGGUGGUCCUGCAACUGAGGGAUCCUAUCUGGAAGGAGAAGUACCGCCCACGCAAGCCGAGGUUCUUCAACAGAGUGCAUACGGGCUUUGAGUGGAACAAGUACAACCAAACUCAUUAUGACACGGACAAUCCCCCUCCAAAGAUUGUACAGGGAUAUAAGUUCAAUAUAUUCUAUCCUGAUCUCAUAGACAAGAGAAAGACUCCGCAAUAUACUCUGAUACCCAUUCCUGGCGAUCCGGACUUUGCCACACUUCGUUUUCAAGCUGGUCCCCCCUACGAGGAUAUUGCCUUCAAGAUAGUGCAUCGAGAAUGGGAGUGCUCCUGGAAGCACGGGUUCCGGAGUCAGUUCAACAACAACAUCCUGCAACUCUGGUUCCGGUUCAAGAGGAACAGAUAUAGAAGAUAGAACACAUGGAACAAAUUAUAUACUCAUGCAAAUUUAAUGUUGUGUAGCUGUGAUAUGGUUAUAAUUAUAAUUAUAAUAAUAAAAUAAAAUAUAAUUAA
This is a messenger RNA of Halichondria panicea, 2175 nucleotides long. Its product is annotated as splicing factor Cactin-like. Bases 68 to 2077 code for a protein of 669 amino acids. Gene Ontology annotation, biological process: mRNA cis splicing, via spliceosome. Gene Ontology annotation, molecular function: protein binding. NCBI's taxonomy places the organism in Eukaryota, Metazoa, Porifera, Demospongiae, Suberitida, Halichondriidae. The record is from RefSeq and is a predicted model, not a curated record. The transcript has 19 exons. Gene Ontology annotation, cellular component: cytoplasm; spliceosomal complex.